AUGGAUUUUAUAAAUGAAAGUUUCGAAUAUAGAAACUCAAUCCAAACCGCUGUUGUACAACAGUCCUCUCAAUCGAACACUGAAACAGAAACACCACGCUCUCAAAGAGGUACUUCAUCAGACCAGCAAUCCUCCUCUCAAACAGUCAACCCACCAAACAACGAAACAUUAUCUGUCGCAGUCGACCAAUCACACUCGUCCAAUCAAGCAAGCAUUACAAACGAGCAAGUACCAUCACCCUCUCUCCGGGACCAGCAAUCCUCCUCUCGCACUGCAGCAGUCAACCGACCACACAAAACUAGUCAGACUUAG
Messenger RNA from Parnassius apollo (apollo), 312 nucleotides. The record is from the annotation of a GenBank genome assembly. Lineage: Eukaryota; Metazoa; Arthropoda; Insecta; Lepidoptera; Papilionidae.